This is a messenger RNA of Bombus pyrosoma, 800 nucleotides long. It is a transcript of the gene IscU, whose product is annotated as iron-sulfur cluster assembly scaffold protein IscU. Gene Ontology annotation, molecular function: ferrous iron binding; 2 iron, 2 sulfur cluster binding. The transcript has 4 exons. Gene Ontology annotation, cellular component: cytoplasm; mitochondrial matrix. The record is from RefSeq and is a predicted model, not a curated record. NCBI's taxonomy places the organism in Eukaryota, Metazoa, Arthropoda, Insecta, Hymenoptera, Apidae. Bases 94 to 594 code for a protein of 166 amino acids. Gene Ontology annotation, biological process: iron-sulfur cluster assembly; intracellular iron ion homeostasis.
UCAGACAUACUCGUACGUGGCUUGAAAUCGAUUGUUUCAAUAAAGAGUUGCGUAAAGUGUAAGCACAACAAUGAGCUUCUCCUGUUAAACACGAUGUCUCUACUACGAUCGUUGCCUUCGGGGCUUAAUAAAGCCUCGAAAUUGACAUUUCGAAGCGUUCCAUCUGUAUCUUAUCAUCCAAAUGUGAUAGAUCAUUAUGAAAAUCCAAGAAACGUAGGUUCUUUGGAUAAAAAUGACCCCAAGGUUGGUACAGGUGUUGUGGGAGCACCAGCCUGCGGAGAUGUAAUGAAACUUCAGAUUAAGGUUGAUGAACAAGGAAAGAUCAUUGAUGCUAAGUUUAAAACUUUUGGUUGUGGUUCUGCUAUUGCUUCCAGUUCCUUAGCUACAGAAUGGGUCAAAGGAAAAACUGUCGAUGAAGCACUGGCCCUCAAAAAUACUGAUAUUGCUAAAGAAUUAUGUUUACCACCCGUCAAGCUUCAUUGUUCAAUGCUUGCAGAAGAUGCGAUUAAGGCUGCUUUGUCAGAUUACAGUAUAAAACAAAAGCAAAAAUUGAAAGUCAAUGAGAAUAGUGAUAAGACAAGUGAAGCACUAUAAUGUGGUCUAUAUCCAGAUGUAGUAUUCAGUACGUUCAGCUUUGCUUUGUUCUACUAAUUAUAACCUUUACAUAAAUUAAAAUGUUAGUGAAUUGUGAGCUGUAACUAGAAUGAGGAAAUAUAUAUAAAAUCAUAUGUAGAAGCACUUAUAAAUGUAUGCUAUCUUUUCUUCUCUCAGAAAAGAAAAUAAAUAUAUUUAAUUAAAAA